Messenger RNA from Cavia porcellus (domestic guinea pig), 1529 nucleotides. It is a transcript of the gene Nmb, whose product is annotated as neuromedin B. The record is from RefSeq and is a predicted model, not a curated record. The coding region runs from base 807 to 1253 and encodes 148 amino acids. The transcript has 4 exons. Gene Ontology annotation, biological process: positive regulation of hormone secretion; neuropeptide signaling pathway. Gene Ontology annotation, cellular component: neuron projection. Gene Ontology annotation, molecular function: neuropeptide hormone activity; neuromedin B receptor binding. NCBI's taxonomy places the organism in Eukaryota, Metazoa, Chordata, Mammalia, Rodentia, Caviidae.
UGAGUUCGAUCCCCGGUACCGGUUUAAAAAAAAAAAAAAAAAAAAAAAAAACUGUGGCAGUUUCCAUUUUACACCUGGGACAAGGGAGGUCCUACCAGGCCAACACGUGUAGGAGGACCUGUGGCCCUGCGCCCUUUCUCUCCAGGGCAGCAGGUGCCCACCCUGCGCAGGCUGCCACAUCCCGGGCGACUCCUGCACCCUUCCUUCAGAAUGGCUCUGGCUCCCACGGGCCCGCUGCCCUGGAAUGCAGGCACUGCGAGGAGAGACUGGGGCUCCAUUUCAGCAGCUCCUCGGCUGCCUGGCACAUGGCAGGUCCCCAUUAAGGUGCAUCGCAAGCACGCCUGUAAUUCCAGUACUCCGAGGCUGGGGCAGCAGGAGCGCUUAUUCGAGCCCAGCCAGAGCAGUUUAGCAAGACAUUGCUUCAAAAAAGGAGUGCGAUGAAGCCUGGACUACAUACAUGGUGAAACCUUGUCUCAAAAAACAACCAAACGAGGAAAGCCUGUGCUGCGUGGGAGAAACUCUCACCAUUGGGCAUCAGACACUUCAGCAGGAGCGAAGUGACCGCUUGCUGGCUGAAAGCCCCUUUGCCGAGGUCCGCGCCACACGCCCACCCGAAUCCCGAUCCCACUGAGCUGCUGGAGCGCACCGGGCAGUCCGCGCUGCCACUCAAGGACUGGCACGGCGCAAGAGUGUGGGGUGGUGCCGGGGGCGGAGCAGCUCUUGGCCCCGCCCCUGGGCGCGGGUUUAAAAAGGGGUGAAGCGGCAGCAAGAGCUGCAGCGGGAGUCUUCGAGGUUUGGGGUGCGCUAUGACUAGGUUGACGCGGGGCACGCGGCUGCUGGGCGGCUUCCUUCUCUGGGCGCUGCUGUCUGCCAGCGUCGCUCCGUUCAGCUGGGACCUCCCAGAGUCCCGCAGCCGCGCGGGCAAGAUCCGCGUGCACCCGCGAGGCAACCUCUGGGCCACCGGUCACUUCAUGGGCAAAAAGAGCCUGGAGCCCCUCAGCCCAUCCCCAACAGGGACAGCGCCCCACACCUUCCCAAGGGACCAGGAGCUGCAGCUGAGUCAUGAUCUGCUCAGGAGCCUUCUGCUGAGGAGAGCCCUGGGCCUGAGCAGCCCAGCACCCCACACCCAGCUUGGUCAUUCUUUGUGUGGAGCUGCCCUGUGUGUUGAGGACAUUGAGAGCACCCCACUCUCUAUUCAUCAGAUGCCACUAGCACCUUCCCUUUCCUCCUUAAGUCAUGACAUUCAAAGUUGACUCCAAGCCAGGAGGCUGCUGAUGCACCUGCCACAGAAGUGACACCUGGAACAGGCGGGCGCCGCUCGGUUGGAUUGCGCCCACCUCGCCCACCUCAGGAGGUGGCUGAAUACGUCCCGGGAGCGGCCCCGUCUAGACGCAAAUCCCGGACUCGGUCACUAUGAUUUCUGGCCGGGUCGCCAGGAAUAUCGCGGAUGCAGACACAAAAGUAUACUCGUGCUGUUACUUCUUGCUUCCCUGAUGAAGUUGUGAAUAAAGCCCUGCUCUUUACCGAAA